ACGAGUUCGCAUGAGAAUUGUGCGACUCUUCAUCACGUACUUAUCUAAUAAUAAGUAAUCGCUUGUUUGGGCGGAAAUAUUUCACUCUGUGUAUUAUUGUUAUUGAAAACCAUUUUGUCUGCGAAAAAUGGAGCCGACUUACCGCAAACGAAUAGGCACAACCAAGAAAAUAGACACCGACGACGAAAACUGCGGCCACCAAUACGAAAAAUGGAACGUGCUUAACAUAGUCUUAAACUUGUUAAUAAACACCGAAAUAAAAAACUUCUACAUAUCUCUAAACAACGACGACUUCACCGUCUGCAAUUUCGACGACAUCGUCAUCGAAGUUCACGAAAAUAAUUGUCAAAACACGUACGCGCUCCAACUGAAAUACCGAAACAAAAACGAUUGUCUAUCGGUCGACCAGUUUGGAAGAGCAGAUGGAGAUUACAGCAUAAUCAAACACCUCAGAGCAUUCCAAAACCUAAAAACUCUCGUCAACGGGAUCAUUCUAUACACUAAUCAAAAAAUUCAGAAAAACGAUAAGAGCUCCUUUCAACUCAAGGACACCGAUUUUUGCAUCUCCGUCAACAAGAUAAACAAGAAAGAAUCCAACUAUUUAACGAAGGUGCUAGGUAAACACACACUGUACAAAUUUCGGAUGAUCGUCGACGACAAUCAAGACAUAAUAUCGGUUUUGCCGUACCGAAAAUUCCUCGACAGUUUUUUCCUCCUGACUAAAAAAGAGGAUUUGGACAAACUCAAAAAGUGCGUAAAGAGGAUCUUUUCGGAAAAGUUUUGCGAUAACGACAAGCAGUUUGACGAGUACGCCAAGAUCAUCAUGGAGUGGUACAAAGAAACGGGCAACCAAGUACCCAAACUGUCCAAGAAGUGGAUGCAACUUGCCCUCGCGUUGAACAUCCUUUCGAACAAGAUCCAGGAUCUGGAUUUUAACUAUCGUAGUAAGAUUAUCAGCGAUUUGAGUAAUCCCAGUAUUAGCGAAAAUGAAAGACAAGUCCUUAUUAGUUCGUUGCAGGACUACGAGAAGGACAACAGGAGGGAGAAUUUACGUAAAGCGAUUUCUCUUUUCACUAUUAGCGUUUUCGAGGUUAAUUCGUACUGCAAGCUGAAGCAACUGUGGUACGACGCUAGAAGCAAACUUUCGACUUACGAGUUUAACAAAAUUAUACACCACUAUGGUAUUAAUUCGGAUCAUGUUUCUAAUGUCAGUCAGAUUGAUUCGCGAACUGCGAGUCAGUUGUUGUGGUUGAAAGAAAACGACUGUCCGUUGAUUGUGUUCGAGGAUGAAUCCGUCUACAAAGCGAUUAGUUUGUGCCCUGACAAAAAAUUUGUGUUACUUGGAAAGGGAAGUUUCAACGGAAACUUGAAAAUAUUUAGGAGUUUAGCAGAUGUGACGAUGGAAAAGAGCACCUAUAACGGAAUAACGAACAACUUUUUUUGUUCCAUACAAGGAAAAAAAGAAGUAAGAUUGGCUGAUUUACCAAAGCAGAAAGAUUGGGCGUACUUGAAGGCAAUCAAAACGGACGACUUAUUAAAAAUGGUAGACACUCCAUACUUAAUUGGGGGUACUUUAGAGAAGUUCGCUCAUGCGUAUACCGAAAGAUACCUAUAUCAGGAUUCAGUCAGUCUGGAAUUUUUGAACAAUAAUAGCAGUGACACUUUAAUUAUAGUCGACACGGACGGUGGUGACAUCACACGAUUACGAUCUACACUAAAAAGUCAUACUUUCGUUGACGUUAAAGACAUUUAUUGCGCCAAAUCACCACCUCAAAGAAAUGAUUUUAGCAAAACAGUAUUCUUCAGUGCUACGAAAUGCACUUAUUCGCAAUUUCGCCAAAUUCGCGGCAAAAACAGAGUCACAAAUUGUCACCAAUUCCGAUUAGAAGACAAUCAGUUAAAAUGGAUUCGAAGCAUAGGCGGCCUGGUUGGCGAUUUAAGACGUUAUUUACAAAAAGCAGAUUUCUACGAGACCGAAGAAAAAGCUUUAUGGCUGAAGCCAGAAAACAACGUAAAUAUAAUAAUCGGGGACGCAAAUGCCGGAAAAACACAACUGAUGAAAAAUUUUAAGAAUCAUUGUUUAAAUGAAUUUUGGACGGUUAUUUUUUCUUUCGAAAAAAUUAAGUCAUUUUUAGAGUAUUCAAGGACCAGUGGUGAGAAAACAAGUUUAAGCAAGUUGGAUCGUUUCUUAUUAGAGAACACAUUUGGGUGUUUUAGCAACAGCGACACAAUUUUUUUUGACUUGUUUUUGAAGGAGCACAACGUGAUUUGUGUUUGGGACGGACUCGACAAACUUUUAGACGAAGAGUUAGAAAAGAUCGUCAAGAUAAUAGAUGAUGUUUCUACCAAAAGAGUUCAAUGGAUUACGAGUCGAGGUCGUUUACGGGGGUAUCUGGAAGAUAGAUUUAAAGUUUUUUCGUUAAAACUGCACGACGAUCUCUCGACGUAGUCGUGUUUGUGAAGUCUUACGUGUGUAGUGAUAUAUAGAUGUUCAAAUAUAUGUAUAGUUAAAAAUAA
This is a messenger RNA of Zophobas morio, 2517 nucleotides long. RefSeq lists its product as uncharacterized. The record is from RefSeq and is a predicted model, not a curated record. NCBI's taxonomy places the organism in Eukaryota, Metazoa, Arthropoda, Insecta, Coleoptera, Tenebrionidae. The transcript has 2 exons. The coding region runs from base 128 to 2449 and encodes 773 amino acids.